AUGCGUCUCGCUUUUCUGGUCGUCGCUGUGACGCUCCUUCUGGCGCAGGUGGUGCUCGCUGCGGAGGAUUUCUACAAGUCAUUGGGGCUGGACCGGUCCGCUUCGGAGAAGGACAUCAAGAAGGCGUAUCGCACGCUGAGCAAGAAGUAUCAUCCGGAUAAGAACCCAGGCAACGAAGCCGCCGAACAGAAAUUCGUCGAAAUCGCCGAAGCCUACGACGUCCUAUCGACCCCCACGACGCGCAAAAUCUACGACCAGUACGGCCACGACGGCAUCGAGCAACACCGCCAAGGCGGCUCAGCCGGCGGAGCCACCCACGACCCCUUCGACAUCUUCUCGCGCUUCUUCGGCGGCGGCGGCCACUUCGGCCAUGCGGCGGGACACCGACGCGGGCCGGACAUGGAGCUGCGCGUGGGGCUGCCGCUGCGGGACUUCUACCGCGGGCGGGAGGUAGUCUUUGGGGUGGAGAAGCAGCAGAUCUGCGACACGUGCGAGGGGAGCGGCUCGGCGGACGGGGAAGUCCACCGGUGUGAGCGCUGCGGCGGCCACGGCAUGGUCAUCCAGAAGCAUAUGCUCGCGCCGGGCAUGUUCCAGCAGGUGCAGAUGGCGUGCGACGCGUGCGGAGGCAAGGGCCAGCGCAUCGUGAAGCCUUGCCCUAUCUGCAGCGGACAGAAGGUCGUGCGCCGGGAGGUGGAAACAACCGCGACGGUGGAGCCGGGCAUGGACCGCGGCACGCGACUCGUCUUCGAAAACGAGGCUGACGAAAGCCCAGACUGGAUCGCAGGAGAUCUGGUCCUCAUCCUCGAAGAGAAGCCCGCGGAACUAUCCGACGCAAGCCGCCCGGACGACCAGCGCACAGACGGGACAUUCUUCCGCCGCCGCGGCCGCGACCUCUUCUGGAAGGAGGCGCUAUCGCUGCGCGAAGCCUGGAUGGGCGGGUGGACGCGCAACGUCACACACCUCGACGGGCACGUCGUGCAGCUGAGCCGGCCGCGUGGUGCCGUCGUGCAGCCGCUGGCUGUCGAGACCGUCAAGGGCGAGGGCAUGCCGUUCUGGUCUGCGGCGGACCUGCACGAGGGCGUCGACGAGGACGAGUCACCCGGGAAUCUGUACGUCGAGUACACUGUUAUCCUACCUGAUGAGAUGGAGUCCGGGAUGGAGAAGGAGUUCUUUGCGCUUUGGGAGAAGUGGAGGAAGAAGCAUGGGGUGGAUUUGGGGAGGGAUAGUGGGCGGCCGGUGGGUGAUGCUCCUGUGCAUGAUGCUAAGGAUGAGUUGUAA
Aspergillus campestris IBT 28561 is the source of this 1278-nucleotide messenger RNA. RefSeq names its product putative DnaJ domain protein. Gene Ontology annotation, molecular function: Hsp70 protein binding. The coding region runs from base 1 to 1278 and encodes 425 amino acids. Lineage: Eukaryota; Fungi; Ascomycota; Eurotiomycetes; Eurotiales; Aspergillaceae. The record is from RefSeq and is a predicted model, not a curated record. Gene Ontology annotation, cellular component: cytoplasm. Gene Ontology annotation, biological process: protein refolding. The transcript is spliced from 2 exons.